Danio aesculapii is the source of this 1987-nucleotide messenger RNA. RefSeq names its product gastrula zinc finger protein XlCGF8.2DB-like. Bases 103 to 984 code for a protein of 293 amino acids. The transcript is spliced from 3 exons. Gene Ontology annotation, biological process: negative regulation of transcription by RNA polymerase II; regulation of immune system process; regulation of cytokine production. NCBI's taxonomy places the organism in Eukaryota, Metazoa, Chordata, Actinopteri, Cypriniformes, Danionidae. The record is from RefSeq and is a predicted model, not a curated record.
CCGCUUCAGCGCUGUGAGUCAACUGGAGAAAGGAUAAAGUGUCCAAACACAGAGAAAAACUGAAGCGCUACUGAAGCGACUGAUCUCCACACAGUUAUAAAGAUGGCGUUUAUUAAAGAGGAGAGUGAAGAUGUGAAGAUUGAAGAAACAUUCACAGUCAAACAUAAAGAUCUGCAGGAACAAACAGACCUAAUUGAAGAGAAUGAGGGGAAUAAAGAGGAGAAACAUCAUGUCAAAAUUGAGGAAAAAACUCAUUUACAGACUGAUGGUAGUUUGAAAAGGAGAGACGAAAAUCGUUUCACCUGCACUGAGUGUGGAAAGAGUUUGGCAAGCAAAAGCAAACUUAAGAUUCACAUGAUGAACCACACUGGAGAGAAACCAUUCACAUGCACUCAGUGUGGGAGGAGUUUUAACUGCUCAUCACACCUCAAUAAACACAUGAGGAUCCACACUGGAGAGAAACCAUUCACAUGCACUCAGUGUGGGAAGAGUUUCAGUUGCUCAUCAUACCUUAAUCUACACAUGAGGAUCCACACUGGAGAGAAACCAUUCACAUGCACUCAGUGUAGGAAGAGUUUUAACCAAGCAUCGUCCCUUAAUCAACACAUGAGGAUCCACACUGGAGAGAAACCAUUCGCAUGCACUCAGUGUGGGAGGAGUUUUAACUGCUCAUCACACCUUAAUAAACACAUGAGGAUCCACACUGGAGAGAAACCAUUCACAUGCACUCAGUGUGGGAAGAGUUUCAGCCAAUCAUCAUCCCUUAAUCAACACAUGCGGAUCCACACUGGAGAAAAACCAUUCACAUGCACUCAGUGUGGGAAGAGUUUCAGCCAAUUAUCAUCCCUUAAUCAACACAUGCGGAUCCACACUGGGGAGAAACCAUUCACAUGCACUCAAUGUGGGAAGAGUUUCAGCAAAUCAUCAGACCUUAAUAAACACAUGAAGACCCACACUGGACAGAAACCAUUCACAUGCACUUAGUGUGGAAAGAGUUUCAACCGAUCUGCAAACCUUAAUGAACACAAGAUCCACACUGGUGUGAAAGAGUAUAUGUGCUUUAAGUGUGAGAAGACUUUUAUUACAGCUCCAAAAUUUUAACUGCACCAGACGAUUCACACGGGAGAGACCAGACAAAUGUACACACUGUGAUGAGGUUUAAUCAGUUAACACUUCUGAAAACACAAAAGAGGAUUCACACUGGAGAAACCGUACAGAUCUGAUCUGUGUCUACAGGGUUUCGCUCAUUCGGCGCAGCUUAAGAAACACAUGGACAAAAAGUUGCACACAUGACAUGUAUGCAGCAAAACAUUUUCUCAUGUGCACAGGACGUUUCACGUCUGAAUAAUGUUUGGAAAGGCUGAGUGAUGGUAUACUGUUUUCCAACACUCCUACACUGCAAUGAUGUGUUGCACUCCUCGCGUUUAGCAUAAACGCAAUAAUAAUAAUAAUACUAAUAAUAAUAAUUAUUAGUAUUAUUAUAACCUUUAUUUUACCAGAAAAGAUACAUUGGUUUUAAAUAUCUUUUACAAGAGUGUCCUGGCCAAGUUUAGGCAGUACACGUCACAUUGGUCUAACAGACAACAAACAAAAAACAAUGCAGAGUUCAGACUGCAUGAUUUUCAAAGUAGUCGUGUCACAGAUGUUUUCACACUGCAUGACUAUCUGACCUAGCGUUUUGUCACUGCUUUGUUUACACUGCAAGAUGGAUCAGAAUAGAAAGAAUGAAUAGAAAGAAUCGCUGACAACUUCGUCCAAACUACGUCUCACAGCCGAAAACACGUAGUUUAUCUUUUGUUAUUAACUACAUAACGCGAAAAAAGCCUUUAAUGGUGUAGAAAAUGUACAUAUUUGCUCACCUGGGUUUGAAGGGAAUCAGCAAUUUCUCCUCAACUUUCUUUAACUUUCUGUAUGAAACGUCAAACAGACAUGGGUGCUCCUGUCAAACCUCAAUUUCUUUGGUCCAAAUAAACAAAAAAUUAGCAAA